GCUAUUUCUUGAUUUGAUGGAUUGAUUCGUUUUUCUUUUCCUCCGAUCUCUAUUGCAUGAAAUUACUUAAUGCUUUGUGUUGAGUGGCCACCAAUACAAUGAAUCGUAGUUAAUUAGGUUAUUAGCGACAGUGAAACCCUAUUAACUGAUCCUAUUUCAUGUGACAUAGUAACUUAUCGAAGCGACAGUGGAUUAAAUAAGGUGCUAUGCGGUCUUAAAUAGGAUAUCGAUCUUCACGCUGUAUAGUUAAUUCAUUGAGCUACGACAGUAGGAUUUGAAUUGAUUAUCUAGUACGUAGUAAUUCCCGACAGGGAUAGCUAGCACUUCCGUGAUAUCCUGGCUGUAGAGAGUUGGAUUAAACUGAUUAGAAUAUGUGAAUUAAUCUGGAUAGGAUAGGUAGUGAAUCCCGGUGUUUCUCCCAGAGCUUUCUCCAUUGAAUUUCCCUCGACCUUUUUACUUUGCUUAAUUAGUUAAUUUUGAUAGUAGUUAAUAAUCUCAUUAAACCAUUUUCACCUAUAGUUUGCUCUAUUAAAUCGGUAAAUCUUAAGGUUGUACUAGUCCCUGAGAGACGAUACCCGGACUUUCCGGUUUUACUACAAGAUAGGAUUAAGGCAUACGCUUUUGCCCUAUCAAGUUUUUGGCGCCGUUGCCGGGGACUGCCAUACCUUAUUUUUGUUGAAUUUUGUGAGUGAACUAUUUUGAUCUGGGUGUUAGUGUGCAGAAGAAUUUUCAGGUUUAUCCUCCUCGUGCAUGCCUAGGAGGACGACUAGCGAUUUACUGCCACUAGAUCCGGAGAUCGAGAAGACCUGCCGACAGAACAGGAAGCAGGUCAAGUUAGGGAAGCAGCCAACCACAACUCCUAGGCCUUCCCUAACCCACUAGUGCUUCAUGCGACGUCAGAGAAUACACGCUUUCACCCAAGUCUUGUGCCGACGUCAGGUUUGCGGAUUCCCCUUAUCCCUUGUACUGGCCUAUUGGGGUUCGCCUCGAGUCCUCGUGUCUCUUCUCCCCCUCCUUGCUCAAACUGUAGUUCUGAAGGUGAUUUUGGGGAGGAGCCUGUGGAUUUUAUCCCGCACCCUGGUAUGCUGAUACCUCCUUCCGAUUCGCAGGUGACACCCAUGGCUCGCAUACAAGAAGAUCAGGUUGUUCAGUUCUCACUGCGGAGGUUAAACCAGUGCAGUUUCGUAGCACUUGUGCGCUGGUGGGACAAGUGUUCACAACUAGCAAGGUGUUGGUCCUGGAGCUGAAGGAGUCGUUGAACUUCCCUGGGCAGGGGAAGGGUAAGAUCAAGGUGAUGAUGGCCAAACACGGAUUAUUUGAAUUUGUGUUGCCAAGUGAGGCAUCAAGGAACUGGGUGCUGAAACAAACUCUGUGGAUGAUAAAGGAUAAAAUACUGCAUGUUCAUGCUUGGGUUCCUAAUGCCUCGAAGAAGAUUUUCGAUGAGCUUAACGUCGCCCCCUUCCGUGUUCAACUCUGGGGGAUGCCGGAUGACUGUUGUACAAAACAGUUUGGCAGGAAGAUGGCUAACGACGCAAUUGGCCAUGUCCUAGAAUUAGGUGUUUUUACUUGUACGCACAUGGACCAGUGUUUCGUCAAGAUCAAGGCCUUAAUUGAUUUUCAAAGCCGUUAAGAUCCCAAAUUAUGGCAACUAGUGACGAAACAGGCUGCUUCUGGGUCAAUUUAAAAUACAAGCACUUGCCCUCGUUCUGUUUUAAGUGUGGCCGAGUUGGUCACAUGAUGAUUGAUGAGUGACUGUUCUUUUGACCCUCCCACCCGGAAAGAAAGAUUCGGACCCCAUAUGUCCACAAAGAAAUUGGCUAUCCGUCUCUAUGAUGAAGAUGACGAACUUCCAGCAUAUCGAGGUGGGUCAAGAAUAGUAUGGGUUAACAGAGAGGUUCAGGAACAACGGGAAGGUGAAGUGAGAUCCCAAAGUUGCGACGGACAGGAGGGGCUCCGUAUGGGAAAUAAAAAGGCCCAAUCCACGUCGCGCCAUCCCCAGAAGCAGCAGAUGGAUCCGGCCCCAGAGCGGAUAAAAAAGGGUCGCAGCCCCCGUGGGUUUAACGUGCGAAAAUCGCUGCGUAUCACUGUCGGUCGAGGAAUUAACCAAUCAACUCCUUGGACUAUGACUGGGGAGCAGCCUCGCCCGGGCAAGGAAAGAGCUCCACAGCCGGCAGAGAUGAUUGGGGGAGGCGUCGCGGUAGAGAAGGGUCAGUUGCUCGGCAGGCCGAGGACUCUAAUGCCAGUGACUCCCACUCCCAGACUGUUUACAUGAUGGAGAUGCGUGGGAAAGGGGAGUCGUUGCAGCGGCGGCCAGCAAAAAGCAACUUGCAUUGAGUACAGGUGUCGCUGGGUGAUGAAGAGAGUGAGUCGGAAUUGGGUGCAGCCGACCAGCCUGCCCAAAGAAUGAAUCCUCGCAGAACCAUGCAACAUGAAGGAAUCUGAAGAUGAUCUCCCUUUUUUGAAGCCCCCCAUGAAAACCAUGCAACAUGGGGAGAUGGAGAAGCCUGGUCACGAAAUUAUGAAAGCUCAUCCAAAGCCUAGGGGUCGGGCCGUGCCUCAAGCUGGGAGAGAACGAGUGGCGCCGCUCAAAGCUGCUCCACGUCGGCUAAGGAAGGCCUAAACUUCGAAGAAGAAUACUGGUUCGGAAGGGCAGCCCCGAGGAGGACGUACUCAUCAAUUGAUAAUAACAAGUCCUCGUUGUG
Messenger RNA from Linum trigynum, 2702 nucleotides. The record is from the annotation of a GenBank genome assembly. NCBI's taxonomy places the organism in Eukaryota, Viridiplantae, Streptophyta, Magnoliopsida, Malpighiales, Linaceae.